Amoebophrya sp. A25 is the source of this 1994-nucleotide messenger RNA. Lineage: Eukaryota; Dinophyceae; Syndiniales; Amoebophryaceae. The record is from the annotation of a GenBank genome assembly.
AUGGCGUACACCAGACGGCGAUCCGACAUGAUGGGUCCGGAAAUACAGCAAAUGGUGUACCCGUUUUCCGUCCAAAAAUUUGGGGAGAACACUGUAAUGAAGCGGACUGCAGCCAUAAAGAACCAUCUACGAACUCAGGUACUUUUCCUACAAGUCCUCGCAGUAAGGCGGACGACGAUGAUAAUGAUGUUUCUCUGUUUGGUUGAAAGUUGCGCUUCGUUCCGCUUCUGACUAACUUCUCACAUUCGUAAUCUGUUGCCGCUAAGUUAAAAUCGUCACUGUGCUAGUCCGGAACUUGUAGUUGAUAUCAUGAAUCUGUGGGAUCCAUAACUUAUACCGUAACAUUGUGACGUUGAAGUACAACUUUUUGUCGUUGUCUUCUUCAACAGGCACGCGAUUCAGAUCGAGUUUCCACAUACGAGCACGAUUAUUCGCGACGUGUCGAAGCAGGUGUUGGAUGGGAUUCAGCGCGGUCAGUCUCAUCCCGGACCGAAGCUGAAAAAGCUGAGGUAUGGUUUGAAUGAGAUAGAGAAGAUGGAAGUAGAAAGCACCACCGCUGGUAUGUCUAGUUUCAGGCUUACUCAUCUAUCAAAACCAGUGGUCCAGUCAUCAUUUUUCACAGUAUCACUAUUCUCUGCCGCUGUCUUAUCAUGUUUAAUUUACCUCCUACUCAGAGCAAGCUGCCUUCGGAUCAAGUGUUGAGUUCUAGAAAGAGUAACCCGGAACUUCGAAAUUCAGUUUCAAGAAAGAAGCGCGAGGAUUAUGAAGAAGGGAAAAAGCACUACCUCCAAAGCGGUGGGACUCGGACCCUAGGUGUGCUACAGAGGCUUCAGGAGGAAGGUACUAGCUGCUUGUAACUAUGCACGAGUUGUAGUUGUACUUAGAAUAAAUCUAUUGUUGAUUUUGACUCUCAGACCAAGAACUCUUGAUUUUGAAUCUCAGAUCAACUCGGAUGAAUAUUCUACUUUCGUCCCGUCGUCAUGACUUUCUCAUAGAUACAGACGAUGAUGUUCGUCGCAGAAGAAGUACCUGUGUAAUAAGUGGUAGAAGGAUCUGUUACGAUUAAGUCGCAAAACCAAAUAUCUCUCCGCUCAUUCAGGUCGAGGUCUGAAUGUAAAUCCAAGCGGAUGGGCUGGUACACAUUUUACGCCGGCGAAGUUUCCUAGUGAAUUUCGGGGUGGCACUGACCGGCAGAUUAAGCUGGUCCAGAGCAUCCACAACCUGAAUUUGCGAGCCCCAGACCUAUACCAUAGAAUUUCAUGAUAAGUGAGUAGUUGUUCGCUGCAUUCCGUUGUGAUUGACUAGGUACAACUUUUGUCUGGUGUAGUAUUUACUGUGCGCAGUACUGCUUUACUCUUGUUCUUCUGAAGCUAAGUUAGAGCUAAAGGUAAAAUCAUAUUCACAGUCACCAUGACAUGGUAAUUUAGAGCUUCAUGUCAAAUUCUUCUGACUCACAUACACAUGCUUUUGAUCGAGUUUUAUUCCCAGUAGACCCUCCUCUGUCCAUAACAUGCUGCGCAUCUGUCACUCAUUACAUCACAUACAUACAUCCCUUCUGUAAAAAUGCCAUGGCGGCAACGCUUGCACGUAGGUCUAGUGUGAACCACAACUCAGCAUACUUAAGCUUAACAUACGAGCAUGCUCUUUUGCUUUGCACAGAACUUCCCCGUCGACGCCAUACACGCCAUGUUGCAAGAACUAGUGACUCGUGGACACUGUCUGAUCCGAUGAUAUCCGAUGUUAUCUAGAUUCGAAUUCUUCAUGAUUCACGAAAGCUUAAGCUACGAGUAGUUUUAAGAAAGAUGCUCGUCGUCAAAAAUCAAUUUUUCUCUGAUGCCCCCUCGUCUCAAAACAGAUCCGCCCGGAAUUGCCUCCACCUUCAUUCUUGCCACUAAGUUCCUUGAUGCUACAAAGAACGGUGUUUGUCGACAACAAUAGCCCUCCCAUAAUUGAUUCCCAACCACAUGUGCUUGACCACACAAGGCUGAUCCAGG